Solanum tuberosum (potato) is the source of this 2033-nucleotide messenger RNA. RefSeq names its product protein trichome birefringence-like 23. Lineage: Eukaryota; Viridiplantae; Streptophyta; Magnoliopsida; Solanales; Solanaceae. The record is from RefSeq and is a predicted model, not a curated record. Gene Ontology annotation, cellular component: Golgi apparatus. Gene Ontology annotation, molecular function: O-acetyltransferase activity. The transcript is spliced from 3 exons. Bases 326 to 1630 code for a protein of 434 amino acids.
UAAAAAUAAAAAUUGGUGAUAAGGAACACAAAUUAAAAUAUUCUCUUGUUUCUUCUCUGUCUGUGAAUGUCCAACUCCAAACCAAAAUUCAAUUGUUUAACAUUUCUUCAUCAUGUGCUUUUGUAAUCUGCUACUUGUCACUCCAUACACUCAAGAUUUGUCGGUUACUUCAACUUGUAUUUAAUACUGUAUAAUCAUCAAUACCUGUUUUUUCACUUAAAAGGUUGAUACCCUUUGAAAUCUUUAGCUAAAGAUUACAUUUUUAUGAAUUUUCAUUGAAGAUCUUUGGCUAUACUGAUAGAGAAGAGCUAAAGAAGAAGUGGGUAUGCUGAAAAAAAUGCUAUUUCAUUGGAAAUCUUGGUGGAAAUCUGUUUACAAGCAAAAUCACUUUGUUUUGAAGUUGGGUUUUUCGAUUCUCCUUGUGGGUCUUGCUUUUAGGCUAUUAUUUUCAAGAUCUGAUGUGAUUUCUGAAGUUCAAGAAACCCCUUUUGUUCAAAAGACUCUAUUUUCACCGCCUCCUGUUUCUUUCAGUUUGCCUGAGAUUGCAGAUCAGAAUGGUCCUGAAGAGCAAGCAGGGAUGUGUAAUCUUUUCAUUGGAGAUUGGAUUCCUGAUCCAGCUGGUCCUGUUUACACAAAUGAGACAUGCAAAUUUAUUGAAGACCAUCAGAAUUGUAUGAAGAAUGGCCGACCAGAUAACGGUUAUCUUUACUGGAGGUGGAAUCCACAAAAUUGCAAGUUGCCUCGGUUUAAUCCACUCAAGUUUCUUCAAUUUAUGAGAAAUAAAACAUGGGCAUUAAUUGGUGAUUCAAUAUCAAGGAACCAUGUCCAAUCAUUUCUUUGCGUACUCUCAAAGGUAGAGGAAGCUGUUGAAGUAUACCAUGACAAGGAGUACCGAUCCAGGAGAUGGUUAUUCCCCUCGUACAACUUCACCAUUUCAGUAAUUUGGUCCCCCUUUCUGGCAAAGGCAGAUAUAUUUGAAGACUACAAUGGAGUUUCCACAGCUGAGAUUGAACUUCAUAUCGACAAACUUGAUACGAGUUGGACAGAUCAGUUUAAGGAUUUUGACUAUAUGAUAUUUGCUAGUGGUGAGUGGUAUGUCAAAACUGCAAUCUACUAUGAAAACGAUACAGUAUUGGGUUGUCACAACUGUCCCAAAAAGAACUUUACUGAGCUUGGUUUCAACUUUGCGUACCAUAAAGUUCUUGGUAAUGUUUUCAACUACAUCCUCUCAUCAAAUCACAAAGGCGUGAUCUUUUUCAGGACCGCGACACCAGUCCAUUUCGAAAAUGGUGAGUGGUUUAGCGGAGGAAAUUGUAAAAGAACAAAACCAGUGAAGGAAGGUAAUUUCAGUUUGAGUGAGGUCAACAAAAUUCUACAUGAAAUCGAGUUGGAGGAAAUCGGAAAGGCUACAGCUAAAGCUUCUGAGAAGGGUUUGAAUCUAAAACUUUUCGAUGUAACUAGCCUUUCAUUAAUGAGGCCCGAUGGGCAUCCAGGUCCAUACAGGCAUUUCCAACCAUUUGCAAAAGAUAAGAAUGCAAAAGUCAUCAAUGACUGCUUGCAUUGGUGUUUGCCUGGACCUAUAGACGCCUGGAACGAUAUGCUAAUGGAGAUGGUGUUGAAUGGUCAAUGAGAUGAACUUGUGAAAUGUAAGUUGUUUUCUUGAGAAAAGAGCAAGGCUAGCUCACUGGGAUGAACAUUGCUUGUUUAUCUCUACUCUGUGAUGUGAAUACUAAAGAUUUAAGGCACACAACAGGUGCUCCUCGCGACUAUGUUCCACGGAUGAUGCAUCAGUUUGCCAAUAUAUAGAUUUUUUCAAUUAGGGAAGUUCAUCUUGAUUGCAAUGUUAUUACCUGAUUCUCAUAUACAUGAUUUUCCAGGAAUCUGUAGUGGGAAUUCUUUUUUCUUUCUUUUGGGAUUUGGAAAUAUUUAUUUAUAGAGUUCUGAAUCAAAUAAGAAUUUGAUGUUGGUCAGUCACAAGAUUGUGUUGUAUGUACACUUUGUACUUAUAAUAAAAAUUUGCAAGUCACAACUAA